AAUCUACUACAAAUAUGUAAGUAACAUUGACAUUUUUUGUGUUCAACUGUUGACAGUUCAGCGAGUAGAUUUCAGCAGAGCACAUACACGGAAAAAUUAAAGUGGAACUCGUGUUAAAUUAAAAAUAAAAUAACACCAAUUUUCUAUUAAUACUAAUUAUACACAUACAUACAAUUUGCAAUAAAAAUAAUUAUAUUUUUAGAUUAUUGUAAUAAAACAAAAAAUAUUUUUUUCAAUAUAAGAAGAAAAAACUUACAUAACCUCAAAAACAAUUACUAUUGUGGAAAGAAAAUUACGCAGCAGUUUAAUAAUAAAGUAAAAUAGAGAAAAGAACAUGUUUAAAAAGAGACAGCAACUGUUAUUGAUUUCAAGGGAGUAUUAAAACACAAGGAAAACAUCUCUAUUACAAAUUUAAAGAAGCAGUUUUAAACAGAAGACGCAAAAAAAUUAAUACAAAAUGCCACGCAUAGUGCCCAUACAAUUAUUGAAAUGCCUUAAAGUCCUGUUGGACGAUAAUGGUGGUAUCUUAAGUGCUGGAGAAGUUAAAAGAUUGGCCAGUUUAAUGACCAAAUAUUCCAAAAAAUUAGUUUCCAAAUGCAUUUAUGUACAAAUUUUAAAAUGUACUAAAACCGAACUACUGGGCGAAUUUAUGGGUGCUGGGGGUUGGUCUUUAGUUUAUACUUGGUUAAAUGAUGCCAUACGUGCCAUGAAUUGGCCUUUAGUGCAGGAAAUUUUAGAAUUAUUGCUAUUGUGUCCGGUCGAUGUUCAUCGUUUGAAAAUCAAUUCAGCACCCAAACUUGUUAAGGGUCUUUGCAAAGAUGGUGGUAAUGAAGGUGUACGCAUUUUAGCUAAACGUCUCGUCGAACAGUGGCUUAAGGUGGUUACAGAAAAUCCUGAAGCAACAUUACCCACAACAAAUAUGACACAACAAGCAACACAGGCUAUUAAGACACCAACUGUAGCAGUUGUUGCACCAGAGGCAAUUUCUGUCAACGUACAGCAGCAACAGCAAACAGCCAUGGUUAAUACAGCAAAUCAAAAUUCAACUAAUACACAACAACAACAACAACAAAAACAGGAGGAGCAAAAAGUUGCAACUAAACAGCAGAAAACAAAAGCAAAUAGAAAAGCAAAAAAAGUACAAGAUUUUGAAGAAGAAGAGGAGGAAGAGGAAGAAAUAGAAGAUGAAGAAGAGGAUGAGGAGGAAGAAGAAAAGGAUACUGAGCAAAAUGAUAAAGAUCCUUUGGGUGGAGUUGAUACAGAAGCUACCGUAACAAAUUAUACUUUAACACCAGCCCAAAAGAAAGCCAGUGAAUCUGGUCUAGUCUAUAAGUUUAUCAUUAAAGAUGGUCAAUCUAUUUUAGCUAAAGUUCCUCCCAAAACAGCACAAACAACAGCCGCUCCCACGACCACAGCUCAAUCCAGUGUAGAAGAAGAGGAGGAGGAAGAAACAGAAACAAAUGAAGCGGCUGAUGAUGAUAACGAUGAAUCGCUAGCUACUCGGGAUAAUGCGAACGCUGUAGCUGAGGCCGAUGAUAAUAGUUCUUCUUUGGACAAAACUGAAAAAGACAAUGACAGUGGAUCAGAAGACAAAACAAAAGUGGAAGAUAACAACAAGAAAACCGAAGAGAAAAAAUCUUCAGAAGACAAAGACAAAUCCAGUAAAGAUCGCAGAAGUUCUAAAGACAAAGAGAGACGAGGCAGCACUAGCAGCAUUGACAAGGACAAGGAUAAAGACAGAGAUAGCAAAUCAUCAAAGUCUUCAUCAUCCUCUUCCAGUCAUAGAUCUUCUAGUCACAAGUCCUCAUCAUCAUCGUCGAAGAGUUCGUCAUCAUCGUCUAGUAAAUCAAAAUCUUCAUCAUCUCAUCGUAGUUCUAGUGAUAAACACCGCAGUGAUAAGGAGCGUUCUAGUUCCAGUAAAGAUAAGGAUCGUAGUAGCAGUUCUAGUUCUAGCAGCAAACAUCGUUCAUCUUCUUCGAAAUCAAGUUCAUCUUCAUCUAGUUCUAAGGAUAAAUAUCGUGAUAAAGAAAAGUCUUCAUCGUCUUCGUCCUCAUCAUCUUCAUCCAAAAGUAAAGAUAAACAGGAGCAAUCGGAUAAGGAUAAAAACACCUUAGAGAAGAUUAGUUCAUCAUCCUCCUUGGAUAAACUUGGUAAAAUACCUAAAAAAUCAAGAGAUGAGUCUGAGGAAAAUUCCCCCAAACACACUUCUAUAACAAUACCCUCCAAAAAAGCCUCCAUGUCUAUAGAAAUUAGAAAAGACACAGAGAAAGCGAAAACUGUGAAAACCUAUAAAUCACAAUUUCGUUCGCAUGGUCUCACUGAAGAAGCACCACCACCACCUUCACGCAAAGGCCUAAAGAAACCCUCCUCCGCAACACCACCUGGUACAGUAUUGCCAUCUUCCCUGCCCUCUUCGCUGAAAAGAACCUCACCACCGCCUAGGGAUUUGCCUUCGGAAAAGAAAGCCAAAAUUGACAUCAACAAUGUAACGGUGGCCAAUGAGAAACCGGGCGCUAUUAAAUUAAUACCACCCAAGAAGAUACAAACACUUGUAGAAACCAACCUCUUCUCAGAUGCUCUCUCAGCAGCAACUGGACCCAAAAAGGUCAACAAACGUAAACGUCCUAAUACACCAUUAGUUAAUGGCAAAGAAGAUCCUACAUCACCAACCUCACCUGAUGCCCCCAAAGUAAUGCCUUUGAAAUUUUAUCAAGACACUUUGGAUGAAUCAAAAACAGAAGAUUCCAAAUCAGAUAAGGAAAAUGAUGAAACUGGCGCUACAACAAAAACAACAGAAGAAAAUACAACAGCUGAAGAUAAAGAUCUCGAGGACGAUGAUGAUAUACCUUUGAAAAAGGUCAAAGAAGACAUCGAACAAAAGGUGGCCCAAGAAAAGAAAUUGGAUGGUGCAGAUGUGGCCGGCACUACUAUUGAUAUAACAAAAGAUGAUGAAGAGAAAAAGUCAAACGAAAGUGCUAGUUCUCCUAGUAGACAGACGUCUCCUAGAGGAGAAGAAAAUGAUGUAGAAAUGGUGGAGGAGAAAAAGCCUGGCCCUGGCUGUGGACCUAAUGGUCCACCAGGUGUUUUGAUGCUGCACCGACGCAAAGGACCCAAAAAGAAGUUAACCUGGCGUCCUCAGGAGACGCUGGAACAAGUACGUUACUUUGAAUUGGAUGAAAAUGAACGUUGUAAUGUUACCAAGACCUCGUUCAUGGAUAUGAAAAAUCUGGAACGUUUUAACGAACGUGAUGCUAUUGUGAUGGCAAGACGUGGUUUCAAUCAAGAGGACAAUAUGGAACCACAAACACAUUGGAAGCCUUUGGUGGAGGUAGAUGAUGUGCCACCCCACCCAGAGGGUAAUCAAUCGAAGCAGAGGAAAAUACAAGCGGAACGAGAAUUGACUACCUUGAGAGCUUUGUAUUUUACUCACGCCUUAAUACCCGACUCACCGGCUGAGGCAGAAUUUGAACCCGCCUUUAAUCAUGAUGUGCCACUCAUACCCCUCGAUGAUUUAACCGGUAAUCCGGAUGCUGUUAAUGAUUUCACCAGCAUGCCUUGGCCAGAGCCACGUGGCUCACCCAAACAGGGUGAUAGCGUCAUGUCAGGUACCGGUGGUUUAGGCAGUCCAGUGGAUAUGUUCGGCAACUCGGGACCCAUGCCAAAUGUAAACAAUAACAAUAAGCAGGCGCCGGGUAAUCCAUUUAAUCCCUUCGUCAAUCAGUUCCCAGGAAAUCAGGGACCCAAUGGACCACAAAUGCAAAAUAGUCCACAAAACCAAUGGCAGGGACCAGCAAAUAAUAUGGGUGGGCCCAUGGGUGGCAAUGGUCCCAUGAUGGGAAAUCCCUUCAACGGCAAUCAUGGCAGUCCCAUAAUGGAUAUGGGCGGUCCUGGACCCAUGGGUCCUGGUCAUAUGAUGAACAAUGGUCCUCCUCAGAACUUUAUGAAUCAAUUUUCAAAUAAUUAUGUGGGAGGACCCAACAAUCCUUUCAUGAAUGGCCCCUCUAACUUCAAUAAUGGACCCAACAAUUUCGGACCUAUGGGUCCCAAUGGACCCAUGAUGAAUGGCAUGGGUCCGGGCCCCAUGGGUAAUAUGAUGAAUGGCGGCCACAACAAUAGAAACAACAAUCGCGGCAACAAUGGUGGCGGUAACUGGCGUAGUGGUGGCUCUAAUUUCCAAGAUAAUAAUGGAGGCGGCGGCGGUGGUAAUUGGCGACCAGCUGGUCCUGGUCCCAAUAAUCGCGGUGGCGUUGGAGGCAUUAACAAUAAUGGCGUUUGCAAAGCAUUUAUGCGUGGUCACUGUCGUUUAGGCAAUUCCUGCAAAUACAUACAUCCAAAUAAAAAUAAACGCAUAUAGGAAUGGGCUGAUGACUCCCUCCUUUUAAAGGAUGAUUCAUCAAACUCUAAUAAUUCCUUACCCGCAACCAAUAACGACUGUGAUACAAAAUAAAGACUUAAUAUUAUAAGUAUAAAUGUAAUUUUCCCUCGAAAGGAAAAACCAUUAAGUUUUAAGCCUGAUGAAAAGUAACAAACAAACCAAGACUGUUAAUGCUAUUACGCCCAAAAAAAAAAAACUCUGCUGGCCCCCCCGCCCUCUACAAUUACACGCCUACGUUUUAGCAUUUAUAUAAUAUAAGCUAAUGAAACAACUAAUACACAACCUGCUCGAAUACAAAACGGCUGGCCGCCUUCAAUACAUCAAAUCCUAUUCGUUUAAGAGUAAUUUAACUUAAUAAGAACAAUUUUCCAGAUUUAACACAUGAAAAACUAUAUGAUAGAUCAUGCUA
Molecule: messenger RNA, 4784 nt
Organism: Lucilia sericata (common green bottle fly)
Lineage: Eukaryota; Metazoa; Arthropoda; Insecta; Diptera; Calliphoridae
Product: serine/threonine-protein phosphatase 1 regulatory subunit 10-like
Exons: 6
Coding region: 458-4354 (1298 amino acids)
Molecular function (GO): metal ion binding
Source: RefSeq, a predicted model, not a curated record